UGUGGAUUAUUAUUUUCUUUCACCCAUUCCACUAGACAGCAGAUAUAAAAUUAUAAACAAAAACAAGUUCCCUCAUUGAGAAAAUGCUAAUUUCUUGUGAGGGAAACCCUUUCUCUUUUCCCCUCUACUAUGUUUUGUGAACUGUUGUCAGCGCUUAUGACAUCAGUUGAUGCAGGUUGAUAGAUACAGGCCCGCCGAUGGACAUGCGCACUUCCGGGUUAUUAUUGGGGGCCACUUCAUGCAACAAUUGAGGAAAGAGGAAAGGGGAAAGGGAUUUGGAGAAACUGAACCGAAAAGGCCGAUCUCUGAACACUGGGUAUAUAACAUCUCUAGCUAUAUCAUGCAGCCUUCACUAUCAUCAACCUUGGAAUCUCGAAUCUCCCCGUUUCGCCUUGCCCUUUGGCAGCUACAGCUACCAUACUGGCUCACUUCCAUCAUGCUGUACUGCCACUCCGGCAUCGAGCGGGUACAUAGCAUAGAGAAAUAUACAGUAUGUAUGUACAGUACAUACGUACAUUCCAUACGUGCAGACGGACGGAGAGGAAUGAAUGAUCGAUUGAUCAUGCAACAAAACUGGUUCAGCUUAUCAAUUGCCAUCGUCUCAACUAUUUCUGCAUACAUUUACUGCGGCGCUUGCCAGGCAGCAGGAAGAAGUCGGGUUUUAAAUCUAACCUGUAGUUCCUACACAAGCAACAUUAUUCUCUCGUUUCUCUAUCCCUCUCUCUCUCUCCCUCCCUAUCCUAGCUGGUCCUAUUGAGGCCAGUUGAGAGAGGGAGUAUGCACUUUCUGGGCCAAUGCCAUCUACGACAUUGGCCAUACCACGCCGAUAUACAAAAAAGGACGUUGUGAGGAAACAUCCAUUUCAGCGGGGAGCUCAGCUGGAAGCAGGCUAGAUGGGAUAUGACACACUUGUCCAUAUAUUUACUUGGGAGGAAAGGGAUUGGGGGGGUGAGCGGGGCGAGAAAAG
Messenger RNA from Blastomyces gilchristii SLH14081, 967 nucleotides. RefSeq lists its product as uncharacterized. Bases 170 to 757 code for a protein of 195 amino acids. The record is from RefSeq and is a predicted model, not a curated record. Lineage: Eukaryota; Fungi; Ascomycota; Eurotiomycetes; Onygenales; Ajellomycetaceae. The transcript has a single exon.